Molecule: messenger RNA, 1566 nt
Organism: Elgaria multicarinata webbii
Lineage: Eukaryota; Metazoa; Chordata; Lepidosauria; Squamata; Anguidae
Product: vomeronasal type-2 receptor 26-like
Exons: 5
Coding region: 1-1566 (521 amino acids)
Biological process (GO): G protein-coupled receptor signaling pathway
Cellular component (GO): plasma membrane
Molecular function (GO): G protein-coupled receptor activity
Source: RefSeq, a predicted model, not a curated record
AUGCCAAAGAAUUACCAGCACGUCCUGGCUCUUGUAUUUGCUGUAAUGGAGAUCAAUGAAAAUCCCGCAAACUUACCUAAUGUCAGUUUGGGCUUUCACAUCUUUGACAAUUACUACAGUUCACAGAUGACAUAUGAGGCCACUCUGCGCCUGCUUUCUACCCAGAACAAAUUUGUGCCUAACUACAAGUGUAACAUCCAGGACCAUUUGAUAGCUGUCAUUGGAGGACUUGAUUCUGAGACCUCCUGCUACAUGGCCACCGUAUUAAGCACUUACAGAAUUCCACAGAAUUCCAGUGCGGCUGAAGGUGAGGAGCCUGAGGAAGACUGCACUGGGGAAGAGAAACUGGAGAGCCUUCCAGGGCCUUUCUUUGAAAUGAGCAUGACUGGCCACAGCUACAAUGUCUACAAUUCUGCCCAUGCCAUUGCUCACGCUCUAUAUACGAUAGCCAAAAUUGGAAGAGUGGAUCCUCAGGCUCCUCCAGGCAAGGAGUUGAGCAUUCAAGAGGAAAGCAUUGUGUGGCAUAGAAGAUUUAAAGAGCUACCUGUCUCUAUGUGUAAUGAACACUGCAACCCAGGAUACAACAAGAAAAAGGAGGAAGGGAAGCCAUUUUGCUGUUAUACUUGUAUGCCAUGUCCAGAAGGGAAGAUAUCAUCACAGAAAGAUAUGGAUUACUGCACUGAAUGUUUGGAAGAUCACUAUGCAAACUUAGAGCAAAAUCAAUGCAUUUCCAAGAUUUUGCACUAUCUCUCCUAUGAAGAACCUUUAGGGAUGACUUUGGCUUUCUCAGCUGUUGGUUUGGCUUUGAUCACAGCUUUUAUACUUGUAACAUUUCUGAAGCACCAGGACACUCCCAUAGUCAAAGCCAACAACCGAAGCCUCACCUACGGUCUCCUCAUCAAUCUCUUUCUUUGCUUCCUUUGCUCCCUCUUGUUCAUUGGAAAACCAAGCACAACGACCUGCCUUCUCCGGCAAACAGCUUUUGGCAUUGUCUUCUCUCUGGCACUUUCCACUGUUUUGGCAAAAACCAUCACUGUAGUUCUCGCAUUUAUGGCUACCAAACCAGGAUCCAGGAUGCAGAAAUGGGUCGGGAAGAAGUUGGCAAAUGUCAUUGUGCUUUCCUGUUUCCUUAUUCAAGCAAGCAUUUGCUCCUUUUGGCUAUUUACUAUCCCCCCAUUCCGAGAUAAGGACAUGAACUCUUUGAGUGGGGAAAUCAUAAUAGAAUGCAAUGAGGGCUCAGCUACAAUGUUUUACUGUGUCCUGAGCUAUAUUGGCUUCCUGGCCAUUGUCAGCUUCAUUGUGGCUUUCCUUUCCAGGAAGCUUCCAGAUACUUUCAAUGAGGCCAAGUUUAUCACUUUCAGCAUGUUGCUGUUUUGUAGUGUUUGGCUGUCAUUUAUUCCAACCUACAUGAGCACCAAAGGAAAAUACACAGUGGCUGUGGAGAUCUUCUCCAUAUUAACCUCCAGUGCUGGGCUGCUAGGUUGCACUUUUUUCCCUAAAUGCCAUAUCAUUCUAUUUAAGCCCAACCUGAACAAGAGGGAGCAGCUAAUGAGGAGAAAAAUAUAG